AUUUCAUGUUUUCUAGGGAUGGACUUGUGUGUCAGCUGUGUCUUCCCACAGCUAUUGCACAUGCAAAGACCUACACUGAGCUGGCAGCCAUAGCAUUGCUGGGUCCAGAAUUUUGGGUCUCCAAGUACCAUCAGUCGAAGUCCACAGUUAUACUCGCCCCUCCACCCACAUCCCCGUCCCGUAAACAACAACACAGACGCAGUGAUCCCAUCCUUAUUGCAAGGCCAUCCUUGAGCAGCCACAGCAGCCUUGAAGAGUCCCCAAAGACAGACAUGUCCUCCAAAAAUGUGUCCCUUCUGGGAACCAGCCCACCUCCAAACUCCAACACACAUGGGAUACUGGAGGCACAGCUGCAAGCCCUGGAGAGCAGUGUGAGGAUAAGGCCUUCAGCUGAGCCAUCUCCAACCCAAACCAGCUGGGCUUCCUGGGGCUGGCCCCCACACAGUCCAGACAGGAGUUACUAUGCAACAACCAAGAACCCCCCCAGCCCACAGAGGAAGCCAAGUCUGGAGUUCCUGAACCCCGUGUACUUCAGUGAGAACAUCCCCCCUCCCACCACACGUGCCCCUCCCAGGCCGGCAGAGUACCAGACUACCACAACUAUCACAUCACAGGUGGUGACAGCAGCUACAGUGUCAUCUUCUCAUCACCAGGAUACAGACAGGAGUGACUCCUCAGUAUCUCUCCCCGCUCCGCCCAGUUUUGCCAGGAGGAGGCAAGGUAACCUGUCUGUCACCAAGGCCGACAGGGACUCCGGCUACAAAACUCCUCCUCAUGCACUCUCUGACCAUGAGGGAGAAUUCAUUGAUUACUCCAAACCAAAGAGGAAAGUAUUUGUGAACAGUAUAGAACAGGAGACGAGUGACCCUGGGGUGGGGCUGUCGGUGGAAUCUAUCGAUGGAGAGGAGACUCAGACCAGCUCCACCCCAUCAUCAGGGUACGGGGAGACCCAGAGAACUCACAGCUCCCUGUCCAACCAGUGGUCAGAGUUUGAUCCUCUUGUGUCUAUCCCAGAAAUGGGCAGUCUGGAGGAUUCUCCCCGACAGGGGCUGGGUGUGUCCCCAGCUACCUUCCAUAGAACACAGGACACUGUCCUCCACCAGUCCUUACAGAACAGGUCCAUGCUGUCUGAGACAUCUGGUGCAGGGAAGGUGCAGACGUUCUACCCCAGGCUGCUGGACGGCCAGGGUAAGGAACACUCCACUCAUGGGAAAAGGAGCCAGAUGUCAUCCUCGGGAUAUGCAGAAAUUGAGGAGGUCAGCCCCGGAAAUGGUCACAUCCCAACUCAGCCUGAGGGCAGCAGUGAUGAGACAGAUGAUGACGUGUUUGACGGACGCAAAAGAGGCAGCAAAAACAUCCUCCCAGCCAAGAAGCUUCGGCACAGAGGCAGUGCAGCCUUUAAGCAAAUCAAAGCUUCUGCCCUGAAUUUGAAGAAGAAACCUGGAAGAGAUUCCACCACAAAAAUACAGGAGCACAUUAUCAAACUGGCUGAUAAUAAGAACAGCACAUUUGGGCUGACCAUCGACAACUUCAUCCAGUGUACCCAGGAGAGUGCUGAAACCAACCCUGCUGUAGUCAUCAGAAAUGUGCGACAGUUCAUGAGUGGGAUGAAGAACUACCUGCUGACCCAGGGGGAGGCCAACCUGGAUGAACUCAUACAUAAAGAACAACAGAAGCAUGACCGUAGGAAUCCCCUGCCUCUGGACACCAUCAUUGAAGGUGCCUUGUACGAGUGUGUGCUGAAACAUCUCAGGUCCCACCUGUACAAGUGCUACAUCCAGCAGUACACCAAGACUGGGGAUCUGGACAUUCUCACCAGGAACAUGAAGGCUGCCAGACGUCAAACACCCGAGGAGCUUGGAGUUAAGGCCAGCAUUGUUCCCCCCACUGGCUCCAGUCUAGAUGUGAUCAGAGAUUUCCUGCACUGUAUGGAGCUGGAGCACUCCCCACCCAAGAAGUUGGAGUACCUUCUGGCUGCUGUGUCAUCCAUAUACAACAGUGUAAAAGACACCAGUAGACAGGAGAGCAGCACCCUGUCUAUGGGAGCUGAUGAUUUCCUCCCAGUGUUUAUCUACGUGCUGGCCCACUGUAACCUGACCCAUGCGGAGAUCGAGGCAGAGUACAUGUGGAGCCUGCUGAACCCACACCUGGUGAACGGGGAGGGGGGGUACUACCUCACCACCCUCAGUAGUGCCAUCCAUGUGCUCAAGAACCUGGAGAACACCGAACCAACCACCGGCAGGGAGCGAGUACCCAGUGUGAGUGACGUGCAGGGUUUCAUGAAGAUUGCCAUCUUCAACCAGCGUCAUGGCACCAUCGUGAACAAGACACUACCUGUCAGGCAGGACAUGACUGCCAAGGAAGUCUGUUGCAUGAUCAGUCACAAGUUUAAGCUGGCAAAUGCAGACAACUUCAAACUGGUGCAAGUGGUAAAAGGAGAAGAAACCCUCAUCCCAGAUAAUGCCUUCCCACAGUCAGUCCGACUGCAGCUUGAAGCAGAAGGAAAGCCCUGCAUGUUUGUGUUCAAGAGCAAAGGGUCAAAAGUCAUCAGACCAGCUGCCAGAUGACAUCACAACAUUGGAUGAUGCUGUGAUGAAAUAUUUCAGUACCAGUAUAGGAUUUGUAUAGAAAACAACAUCCAUAUAUUUUGAAAUCUUGAUCUUUGUUAAUAACACAAUCUGCAGUUGGUACAAAGAUUUUCUGAAAAUAUAGGAAUGUUAUUAAGUGUGAUGCUGAAUAAUGAAACAUUUUAAGGUAUACUAGCUUGCACUGUUUAUAGCUUGCCUUCCUACACACCAUAUGUGUCUACCCCAGGCUCUUCCUGUAAUAGGAAAAGCACUGCUAGUACUAACACAGUGGCUUAUCAGUGCAUACUGUGGUCUUGAUUCUCAAGAUUAUUGUUUCCAGACCCAGGCUGUACCCGCACAGUACUACAGGAUAACACACAACACUGAAGAAUGUACUCAAGGGCUAAUAAGUAUAACUAUUAUAUUUUUGCUGUAUGUGUAGAUACAUUCUAUAGGAAUGUCCAUGUUCUAAGAUGUUUAAAUUUAUACAGUAUCUACAUGUACUAACAUCUGGUGCUUUCAAACUACUGUCACUAAAUGAUUAAGUCAUAGAGGUUGACAUUUGUACUUCUUACUUGAUGGUGGAAAAUAAGUCUGAAUGAACAACAAACAGUAACGGUCAGGCUUUUAUGGAUUUCUCUCAGUAUUGGUGCUCAGGUAGCUGAUCUGUUUUCAGUUGUGUAAUCUGUUUAUGACUUUAUAAUCUGUUUAUUUUCUUUCACCUGUUGAUUUGUUUUAUAAAUGUUGUUCUAAUUUGUACUAAUUACAUUGCCUAUGUUUUCUCUUGUUUUUUAAUAUCUUCAAGUUACUGUUGCAGUUGAAUAAUUUACAAUGUGUCAUGUGGAACGGAUUGUUAACCGCUUUAAUUCUUGUGAACAGGAAGAUAAAGAUUAACUGAUCAUUGGUGCCAUGGGUGAGUGAAAGUGAUCAUCACUCAUCUUGAUAAUUUUGUAUUUAUUAACAGAUGAUUGAUAAAUUAGUUUAUUAUCUUCAAUCAGAUGUACAGCUCUUCAACAAGUGUAUAAAGUAUGUUGAGCUGUUUAAUUUGUUCAUCUGAGAUGACACACCAAAUCAAGAUUUUCUAUUGAUGCACAAAUUGCAUGCCAAAUAAAGUUGCACUUCUACA
Messenger RNA from Branchiostoma belcheri (Belcher's lancelet), 3693 nucleotides. Its product is annotated as ras and Rab interactor 3-like. Gene Ontology annotation, cellular component: endocytic vesicle; cytosol. The record is from RefSeq and is a predicted model, not a curated record. Gene Ontology annotation, biological process: vesicle-mediated transport; signal transduction. Gene Ontology annotation, molecular function: guanyl-nucleotide exchange factor activity; small GTPase binding. The transcript is spliced from 14 exons. Lineage: Eukaryota; Metazoa; Chordata; Leptocardii; Amphioxiformes; Branchiostomatidae. Bases 6 to 2567 code for a protein of 853 amino acids.